AUUCCCUCUUGCAUCUGGCAGCAAGUCCCAGCGUGGAAGGGAUUGACUGGGAUGCUGUAGCAGGCACCACAUCAACAGUGGAUGAGGAGCUGCUGAGGGAGAAGAGGGAGGAAGGUUUGAUGCAAUGCAGGAGGUGAGUGCCAGCCCUCUGUGAGCUGUGAGGAAAGCAAAGUGGGGUGGCAAAGAGGGGAAAAUUGCAGUCAGAAGCAGACGUGGAAAGUGGUGAGAGCUGCAGGCAUUUCUGGUGCUGUGAGAGCUGGGAGGAUUGCUGGUGCUGCUUCUGAGCAGUGAAAAGGGGGUUUGGGUGCUGAUGGGGACUUGAACAGCUGUGGAACUUCUCGGACUUGAAACGAAGGGGAACCCAUGGAUGGUUUUUACUCCUCCACAGAAGGAGGUGGGCAGGAUGUGAUCAAUGGCACCGGCGGGAGGAAGAGCUGGGUGGAGGAAAGCAGCUCCAAGUUGUCCUUCCGUGUGGUGGCAGCUACCUUGCUGUCCCUUCUCAUCCUCUCCACGCUCUUGGGCAAUGCCCUGGUGUGUGUGGCUGUGGUCAAGUUCAGACACUUGCGCUCUAAGGUCACCAGUAUCUUCAUCAUCUCCUUGGCGGUGUCUGACCUCUUUGUGGCUGUCCUGGUGAUGCCCUGGAAGGCUGCCACCGAGGUGGUGGGGUUCUGGCCUUUUGGGGCUUUCUGUGAUGUUUGGGUGGCUUUUGACAUCAUGUGCUCCACAGCCUCGAUCCUCAACUUGUGUAUCAUCAGCGUGGACCGGUACUGGGCCGUUUCCAACCCCUUCCGCUAUGAGAGGAGGAUGACGCAGCGCGUGGCUUCCACCAUGGUCGCGCUCGCUUGGCUGCUCUCCCUCUUGAUCUCUUUCAUCCCUGUGCAGCUGAAGUGGCACAAGGAUCGGGAGCUCCUUACCCAACAGGAGCUGGGUUUUAACAUCACCGGGGAGGAGGAGAACUGCGAUUUCAGCCUCAACAGGACUUACGCCAUCUCGUCUUCUCUCGUCAGCUUCUACAUCCCCGUUGCCGUCAUGCUGGUGACGUACACCCGCAUCUUCCGCAUCGCCCGGCGGCAGAUCCGCAGCAUCUCCUCCCUGGAGAGGGCGGUGGAGCAUGCCCAGAGCUGCCACAGCAGCGACUGCCCUCACAAGUCUUCCCUGAAGAACUCCUUCAAGAAGGAGACCAAGGUCCUCAAAACCCUCUCCAUCAUCAUGGGCGUCUUUGUCUUCUGCUGGCUGCCCUUCUUCGUGCUCAACUGCAUGGUGCCCUUCUGUGAUCCUGAUCUGCAUGAGCCCGGAGAGCUGCCUUGUGUCAGCGAGACCGUCUUCAACAUCUUUGUCUGGUUUGGGUGGGCCAACUCUUCCCUCAAUCCUAUCAUCUACACCUUCAACGCAGACUUCAGGAGAGCUUUUGCAACCCUCUUGGGCUGUGGCUGCCUUUGCCCCAGCAAUGCGGUGGAGACGGUGAACUUCAGCAAUGAGCUGGUCUCCUACCACCACGACACCACAUACCAGAAGGAAGCGGUGACCCUCAGCUACCACCAGCUUCUCCCCCACGUUGCUCUGCACAUGGAGAACAAGGAGAUGGCCUUUGGCAAGGAUUCUCAGGCCUCUGAGCCUUCUCCCACCACCAGCCCUGCAGUGAUGCACGUGGAGCGUGAAGUGGCUGUCUCGCUGGAGAAGAUUGCCACCAGCAGUGUGUUCAAUUGAGACAGGGCUGGGAAAAGGGUGGUGGGAUGGUCUUGAGGAGAGAUGGAAUCGGGGACUGUUGCACUUGCCUGUUUCCUGAGGACUUUCUGGAUAAUGUGGGUAUUGCACUCUGGGCAGGAGCCCUGGC
Molecule: messenger RNA, 1834 nt
Organism: Pezoporus flaviventris
Lineage: Eukaryota; Metazoa; Chordata; Aves; Psittaciformes; Psittacidae
Product: D(1) dopamine receptor-like
Exons: 1
Coding region: 364-1707 (447 amino acids)
Biological process (GO): adenylate cyclase-activating adrenergic receptor signaling pathway
Cellular component (GO): membrane
Molecular function (GO): G protein-coupled receptor activity
Source: RefSeq, a predicted model, not a curated record